This is a messenger RNA of Laccaria bicolor S238N-H82, 330 nucleotides long. RefSeq lists its product as uncharacterized. The coding region runs from base 1 to 330 and encodes 109 amino acids. The transcript is spliced from 3 exons. The record is from RefSeq and is a predicted model, not a curated record. NCBI's taxonomy places the organism in Eukaryota, Fungi, Basidiomycota, Agaricomycetes, Agaricales, Hydnangiaceae.
AUGUCCAUGCAGCCCCAACCGUACUCUCAUCACUUCGCGCCUGCCCAUACGGGAGCUCAUCAGCCCAUGUAUGGGCCACCUCCACAAGGACAUCAACCUCCCCCUUGCUAUUCAGGUCCUGUGAUGGGAAGAACAGGUGGUAUGAACUUCACUCUGAACCAGCGCGUCGAGGUGCGGAUUGCUGCCAACGGGUGGGUCAUUGGGACGGUGCUAGGUGCUCUCAAAUUUUUGAAAUCGAUCUCUGGCAUGUGGUAUCAUGUCGCCUACGAGACGGACGGCGGAAGGUUCACAAGAGAUUUCCCGGAACAUGAUAUUCGCGAGGUUCAUUGA